AUUCCAGAUUCCAAGGCAGGCCAUUUCUCUCUCUCUCUCUCUCUCUUCAUGGUUGGGUGAAUUUGUUUAAAUGCACAAGGAGAGAGUCUAAGAUCAACUGCUUAGGAUUUUUUUUUUUUUUUUUUAAAUUAAGGCUUUGAAGCUAAACUAAACAGUUCCUGUUCAGCAACUGCAAACAGGAGAGGAAAAGAAGAGAUGGGUGUUGCUAAUCAUGAAGCGAUCAAGCAGUUUCAAUCUUUAAUGGACCAAAUAGAUGAGCCACUCAAGAACACAUUUCAGAAUGUGCACCAGGGUUAUCCAAAUGAAACAUUAGUUCGAUUUCUCAAAGCAAGAGAGUGGAAUGUUGCCAAGGCCCAUAAAAUGUUGGUUGAUUGUUUACAAUGGAGAAUACAAAAUGAGAUUGAUAACAUAUUGGCGAAACCAAUCAUUCCAGCUGAGUUAUAUAGAGCAAUUCGAGAUUCGCAGCUUGUAGGAUUAUCAGGUUACACUCGAGAGGGUCUUCCUGUCAUUGCCAUUGGUGUUGGGCUCAGCACAUUUGAUAAAGCAUCCGUGCAUUACUAUGUGCAGUCGCACAUCCAAAUGAAUGAAUACAGAGAUCGUGUAAUAUUGCCUGCUGCAACCAAGAAGUAUGGAAGGCAUAUUAGCACUUGUGUCAAAGUUUUAGAUAUGACUGGCAUAAAGCUUUCAGCAUUGAAUCAACUAAAGCUAUUGACUGUUAUAUCUACAGUUGAUGACUUAAACUAUCCUGAAAAAACAGAGGCAUACUAUAUUGUCAAUGUCCCAUAUAUAUUUUCAGCAUGUUGGAAGGUUGUAAAGCCUCUUUUACAAGAAAGAACAAGGAGGAAAAUUCAGGUGUUGCAAGGUUGUGGAAGAGAUGAAUUGUUAAAGAUUACGGAUUAUUCAUCCCUUCCACAUUUUUGUAGAAAAGAAGGAUCUGGCUCAUCUCACCAUACAGGAAAUGGAACAGCUGACAAUUGUUUCUCCUUUGAUCAUGACUUUCAUCAACAGGUAUACAAUUAUAUCCAACAGCAAGCUGCUCUUUUAGAAUCCAUUUCACCAAUCAAGCAGGGGUCAGUCCAUGUUGAUAUCCCAGAGCCAGACCCAGAAGAUGCCAAAAUUGCUAAGAGAAUUGAAUCCGAGUUACAAAAACUUGGGGGUCUGAGUGGACUCUCUAGCUCAUUAAAUGGCCUUAAAGUUAACGGUCAUUGAAAAUCAGAUAAUAACAAUUUCAAAUCCCUGCUGAAAUCACACCGGAACCAAACUCUUGGUGACUGAUUCAUUCAGGACAGCUUUGGAGGCAAGUCUUUGUACUUGAGUUACCGAUUACAUUAGUGCUCACUUGCAUCAGCUCGAUGCAGGUUUGGCAAGAUAAAGCUAAUAUUUUUGUAGAUUGAUAAUCACUCUGGAGUGGAUAAUUAUGACUCUGGCAUUUUUAAAACCUUUUCUACUCUGAUGCUAGAGUAAAUGCUAUUCCAUUUUCUGUUAUCUCUGAAA
Messenger RNA from Hevea brasiliensis (rubber tree), 1494 nucleotides. RefSeq names its product phosphatidylinositol/phosphatidylcholine transfer protein SFH9. Lineage: Eukaryota; Viridiplantae; Streptophyta; Magnoliopsida; Malpighiales; Euphorbiaceae. The coding region runs from base 196 to 1209 and encodes 337 amino acids. The transcript is spliced from 11 exons. The record is from RefSeq and is a predicted model, not a curated record.